Molecule: messenger RNA, 1278 nt
Organism: Arachis duranensis
Lineage: Eukaryota; Viridiplantae; Streptophyta; Magnoliopsida; Fabales; Fabaceae
Product: UPF0481 protein At3g47200-like
Exons: 1
Coding region: 1-1278 (425 amino acids)
Source: RefSeq, a predicted model, not a curated record
AUGGGAAAUCAGGAUCAUGUUACUCUAGAGCUUCAAGCAUUGCUGGACAAACAGCCUCUCAUUGAAACCAAAAGCUGCAGCAUCUACAAGGUGCCCGAUGAAAUCCGCCAAUCAAAUGUAGAAGCAUACAUUCCAAUGGUGGUUUCAAUUGGCCCUCUUCAUCAUGGAGAUUCAAGGCUGCAAAAGAUGGAGGACCACAAGCUCCUUUAUUACAAACAUUUCAUUCAAAGUUCCAAUGCAAGUUUAUCUGAAUUGGUGAGUUGCGUGCGAGAGUUGGAGCCACAAAUCCGUGCAUGUUAUUCUGAGAAGAUCGAUCUCACAGCUGACGAAUUCGUGAGGGUAAUAUUGGUAGACUCUGCUUUCAUAAUUGAGCUUCUCUUAACAGAUGAAUGGGCAAAGGAUGAUGUUAUCUUCUUACAACCAUGGCUGUUGAGUCGAGUAGCAUCGGAUUUGAUAUUACUUGAGAAUCAACUUCCUUUCUUUGUUUUCCAGAAGCUUCACAAUUUAGCUUUUUCAUCUUUUCUGUUGAAUAACGGUCAUCAUGAAUUCCCUUCGUUUAUGAAGCUUGCUUUUCGUUUCUUUUCAUUUACUCUCAAUUUCAACAAACCACCGGAACCACCACAUGAUAGCAGCAUAUUGAACUUCACAGAUCUGAUUAGAUACUUGUACUUGAUGAAGCAACGACCUUCUAAAAGAGAACAUAAACCGUUAGUUCUCGGUUACACUGCAUACGAGUUAGUUGAAGCGGGAGUGAAGUUUGUAGUAAAUGAAUCAUCAUCAAGUCAUGGAUGCAUGUUAGACUUGGAAUUUGAACAUGGUACUCUUAAAAUUCCACAUAUUGGCGUGGAUGAUGGGACAGAAAUUUUGUUGAGGAACAUUGUGGCUUUGGAACAGUGUCAUUAUCCUCAAGAACACUACAUCAUUGACUAUGUUAGAUUCUUUGGUCAACUCAUCAACACAAAUAAGGAUGCUGGUGUCCUUAUUAAAGCUGGAAUAAUUGAUGACAUGGUUGGUGGUAAUUAUGAAAGCUCAGUGGCUAAGCUAUUCAGCGAUGUUAGGAAGAAUAUUACAGUGACGACUGCUAAUGUUGAUUAUCUCAAACUUUGCCAUGAUUUGAAUGCCUACUAUAAUCAUCCAUGGCACAGUAAAAUGGCAACUCUGAGGCGCGAUUAUUUUACCACUCCAUGGAAGACAGCAGCUUCCAUUGCUGGAAUUUUUUUGCUAAUUCUCACUGUUAUUCAAACUGUAUGUUCUAUUCUCCAAGUUUUACUUUCUUAA